Molecule: messenger RNA, 306 nt
Organism: Loa loa (African eye worm)
Lineage: Eukaryota; Metazoa; Nematoda; Chromadorea; Rhabditida; Onchocercidae
Exons: 3
Coding region: 1-306 (101 amino acids)
Source: RefSeq, a predicted model, not a curated record
AUGUGCAUUGAACGUCCGGUAUCCGGAAAAGCGAAGGAGUGGGCGGAUGAUGCCAUCAGUGCAUCUCAAAUGCAACCGCCAUCAAUUGCAAUGGCAUCUGAUGUUCGGGAAAUAGCGGCCCGCCAGCAGCAAAAAAUGAUGGAACUGCCAAUGGAAAUUAAGAAGCCUGGAAUAAUGAAAAAAGGUAUUGGUAAAGGAGGAGGAUCCGAUCGCGGCAAAACUGUGAAAAUUGCACCAGGUGAAAGGCAAAAUGUGAUAAUAGCAAGUGAUAAUGAGGGAAAGCAGUUGAGACAUGUGAAGGAAUGA